This is a messenger RNA of Glossina fuscipes, 1010 nucleotides long. RefSeq names its product probable phospholipid-transporting ATPase IA. Bases 117 to 530 code for a protein of 137 amino acids. Lineage: Eukaryota; Metazoa; Arthropoda; Insecta; Diptera; Glossinidae. The transcript is spliced from 2 exons. The record is from RefSeq and is a predicted model, not a curated record.
CGUUUCCGAAAUAGUUUUUUGGCAUAGUAAUCUAUGAGACACAUCGCAGCAAAGUAACAGACCUCCUUCAUGUUCAUCGACGGCGGUCACAUAUCCGGAUCAUACUGAAUACAAGAAUGAACGAAUUGCUACAGCUACUACUACUACUACUACUACUACUACUACUGUUAUUGGGUGUGGGUUGGUGGAUGAAUGCUCUACUCCAUUCCAUCAUUCUCUUUUGGAGGCCCCUGUUGGCUUGCCAAACGGACACGUUAUGGCCUCACGGUAGAACGGCUGACUAUUUACUGCUUGGCAAUCAUGUCUAUACAUAUGUAAUUGUGACGGUAUGUUUGAAAGCUGGCCUUUCAAUUAAUUCGUGGGCAUGGCUAACGCAUACCUCUAUUUGGGGUUCGAUAGCGUUACGGUUUCUUUACAUCAUCACGUAUAGUAAAUCUUGCCCAUUUCCCACUACUAUAUUGCUACUAUUGUUACUAGCACUGCGAAUGCUACAGUUACUACUUAUAAAUGAAGUAUUAUUGUCAAUUUAAUAAAUUUUGCCAAAGAAAUAAAUUCCAAGACUAAAGUCUUUAAUUACUAGUAUCUCAGGCUAUCGGCUUUAAUGCACCCUAUUAGAAAAAUGAUAUGAAUGGCAGCAAACUAAUUAGGCAUUAAAAGGGUAUUGAAUAGAUGGGAAGUCAAAAAGGCGCCGUACUCUCACCAUACCAAAGGUAUAGAGACUUAGAACGUAUCUAUGCGAAUCUCUUAGGAGAUAAGAAACAAAUUCGCGAGGAUAGUCGGCAAUUCAACUCAAUCGAGGUCCAAGAGAAGCAAAUGGUCUUUCCGUCGGAGGAGAGCAUAUGACAAGAUCACGGAUUUUGUUUCUUAUAAGUUGUCAAUGAGUGCAACAAUAUCAGGGUUAGCGUAUAAUUCUGUUAACAAUAGACUUGUGUAAAUUUAUUUUAAAAUUUUAAAACGUGUUUGUAUUAUUAAAAAUUAUAAAAAGUCGGUUAAGCAAAAAUUUUCAAGUG